AAGAUUACAAGACUUCACAUUCGGAGAGUUGUAAUUAGGGAACUCACAGCCCCAAACUACCAAAUUUAUCCCCAGGAAUUGGACUCUGUUACUAUGGAUCUCAGUCCUUCCGCUGUUGUGUUCAAAUUAUUUUCAACUUUAUUUUUCGUUUUAAUUGUUGCAGAAGUUCAUGCACAGCCUCAGAAUUUUAACUCCGAAGUCCAACAGACUGGUGACGAUAGCUCUUCUUCAGAAUUAAAUCUGUUCAAGAUGGCAUUAAGAGAAGCCUAUAAUAGAGAGCUGGAGUUCUACGAGAGACAGGAAGCGCAGAUAAUGAAGCAGAUAGCGGGACUGGAGAACGAGAGAACGCAGGUUAGGGACCGGAAGAGGAGUCACAUCCAGUGCCUUGUCAACGUCAUAGCGUGCUACCGCAAAAAGUGAUAGUGCGCAACUACAGGAAGUGAUAGCAUCGAUUUUAAUUGAGGUCACAGUAAAGAGUGCUAACAUAAAAACUGAAAUACAUUUUUGUAACUUCUUUCAUAAGACUUAAAGGAAGGAACUGAAUUUUUUUAACGGUCUUAAUUUUAUUUGACGGCUCGGAUGCCUUCUAAAAGCUUUUCAUGCUAGGACUCUUUUUUGACAUCUUUGAUUUCAAAGUCUUAAAGAAAUCAGAGUUGUUAAUUUUGAUUUGACUGUUGUUUGAAUGAAAUGCUAUUUUUGUAUAUGUAAGAAAAAUUUAAUUUCGAUGUGGGAAAUAUAAUAUUUUAAGAACAAUAAAGUGUCA
Molecule: messenger RNA, 763 nt
Organism: Saccostrea cuccullata (small rock oyster)
Lineage: Eukaryota; Metazoa; Mollusca; Bivalvia; Ostreida; Ostreidae
Exons: 2
Coding region: 94-420 (108 amino acids)
Source: RefSeq, a predicted model, not a curated record